CUUGGGAGGCAACAUUUUCUGGCUGUGUGGGGCGGCCGCGCGGCGUUCGCGCCCGAAGUGCCAGCGCGUCUCGUCCGGUCCCCAGGAGCGCCAUGGCGGAGCUGGUCCCCCUGGCCGAGGAGCUGUCGUGCUCCAUCUGCCUGGAGCACUUCAAGGUGCCCGUCACCACCCCGUGCGGCCACAACUUCUGCAGCUCGUGCCUGGACGAGACGUGGGCUGUCCAGGAGCCGCCGUACCUGUGCCCGCAGUGCCGCGCCAGCUAUCAGGAGCGGCCGCUGCUCCACAAGAACACGGUGCUGUGCGCGGUGGUGGAGCAGUUCCUGCAGGCCGAGGUGGCCCGGGUGGCGCCGUCGCCCCCCGACGGCUGCACGCCGCCCGCCCGCGCCGCGGAGCCCAGUCCGCCCUGCCAGGUGGCCUGCGACCACUGCCUGAAGGCGCCCGCCGUCAAGACGUGCCUGGUGUGCAUGGCCUCCUUCUGCCAGGAACACCUGCAGCCGCACCUCGACAGCCCCGCCUUUCGGGACCACCAGCUGCAGCCGCCCGUCAAGGACCUGAUGCGCCGCAAGUGUCCCCAGCACAACAGGCUGCGGGACUUCUUCUGCCCCCAGCAUGAUGAGUGCAUCUGCCACAUCUGCCUGGUGGAGCACAAGGCCUGCUCGCCUGAGACCCUGAGCCAGGCCAGCGCAGACCUGCAGACCAAGCUGAAGCAUAAACUGACCAUCAUAUGCGAUCAGAUCAAUGGUGCAUCGAGGGCACUGGAGGACGUGAGAGCCAGGCAGCAGGACAUACGGGAGACUGCCCGCAGGAAGACGGAGCAGCUCAGACAAGAAUAUGUGGAAAUCAAGAUACUCAUUGAUGCCGCAGAGACCAUCUGCACACGAAAGAUAAAGGAGGAGCAGAAGAGGGUCAGUACCAAGUUCGACAACAUUUACCAGAUCCUCCUCAAGAACAAGAGUGAGAUCCAGACUCUGAAGGAGGAGAUUGAACUUGCCCUGACCAAGGAGGACGAGUUCGAGUUUCUGGAGAAAGCGAUCAAACUGCAGGGAAUCUCGACAAAGCCGGUCUACGUCCCCAAGAUGGAGCUGAAUCAGGAGCUGAUAAAGGGUGUCUGCCAGGGCACCUCAGACCUCAAAAACGAGCUGAAGCGGUAUAUCAGGCUGCCCCAGGACAAGAAGCCCGAGGGACCCACUGGCUUAGGGAACCUUGGAGAGCAUGGCCCAGCGUCCACGCACAAACCCGCACACUUUGUGAAGAAGGUCCUGAAAGAAGAAAAGAAACACAAGAAACCUCCCACUGCCUCUGCCUCACCCGUCAAUAUGCCCACCUUUGGAGCCCCAGAACAGUUACCGGGUUUAAAGCAAGCAGGCCUGGAAGCUGUAGCCAAAGCCUCCGCUGUGCAGCCGAACCCGGUGUCCCUCACGACCAAGGUGCUGGAUACCUUCUUAGCCAAGUCCAGGCCCGAGCUCCUAGAGUAUGCCACCAAGUUCAGCCUGGACUACAACACCGCCCACAACAAGGUGGCUCUGUUGGAGAACUACACUGUAGCUUCUGUGGCCGACUUGCCCCUGAACUACCAGCCACACCCCAAGAGGUUCACAUACUGCUCUCAGGUGCUGGGCCUGCACUACUACAGGAAGGGGAUCCACUACUGGGAGGUGGAGCUGCAGAAGAACAACUUCUGCGGGGUGGGCAUCUGCUACGGCAGCAUGCCCCGGCAGGGCCCCGACAGCCGGCUCGGCCGCAACAGUGCCUCCUGGUGCGUGGAGUGGUUCAAUACCAAGGUCUCUGCCUGGCACAACAAUGUGGAGAAAACGCUGCCCUCCACCAAGGCCACGCGGGUCGGCGUGCUUCUCAACUGUGACCAUGGCUUCGUCAUCUUCUUUGCCGUCACCGACAACGUCCACCUGAUGUGUAAGUUCAAGGUGGACUUUACCGAAGCUGUGUACCCGGCCUUCUGGGUGUUCUCUGCGGGUGCCACGCUCUCCAUCUGCUCCUGCAAGUAGGCCGGCCACGGACACUGACCUCUGGGUGCCCAAGACAGUGGUGGAAGGCCUGCAGGUGGAACUGUCCCAGAGCUUCCUGCGACUCUUCAGGGUUGAGAGUAUGGGAGGGGGGAGGGGGAAGUGGAGGGAGGGGGAGGUGAUGGCGCUGUGGACCAGGAAGCACUUCUGCCUCCUGGUGCCCAUCAGGGCAGGGUGACCUCCUCCCUCUUGUUCCCGUAGGUCCCCAGCUGCUGGCAGCUGGAUGGGGUUUUGGGAGGUAAAGUCAUUAGUGCCCUUUCCUCUUGGAGGGAAUCUGUAGCCACCGUGGGCCCUUUCUCGGGGCGGGGGCGGGGGGGGUGGUGUAAGGUCCUGGCCAUCUGGGGCAGCCUUUGGAUCUUAAUGUUUUGAUUACUCUCGAUAGGGCUAUUCAGCGUAAUAUAUUGAUUUUAAAAAAAUCCCAUGUCAUUGAAUUUCAGUAUUAUUCACCUCCUGUAUGUGGGGUUCGGGUGUAUGCUCAGAUUCCUGGUUAUUUUCUAUCCUUAAGGGAAACUGCCCAUCGCAGGUCUCCACCCAGAUCAGAGUUUCUAAAAGAAAUGGGUUCUCUCCCUCCACUGGAGAAUGACCCUGCUUCCCUUCCUUUCCUCGUACCUCAUACCCCGUCAACGGUUUUAAAAUAUUUAAUCCAGCAGGAAACUUUUCAGACUAAGGUUUCAAACCAUGAUCUGAACGUGUUGAAUUUGUGAUUCAAGGUCAAGGUGACCCAGGUCCCAUGUUGGGAACCCUUCCCACUCCCACUCUUGGUGGACACUCUUUGGCUGCACCCACAAGAGCCUUGCGGGAGACCUUCUUCCCAUAGCUUAGGCUUUGGAGCCAGGAACCCCACUGGGCAAGGGUGACCCUGACCUGGGUUGACAUUGUGGUGGUUUUGCUCUUACUAGCGUCGUGCCUUCUUACUGACAACUGUGCUCAUGAGAGCCUCUCAUCCGAAGGGCUGUGAGGUACUUGACUGGCUGGUGUAGAUACCACUGUGGCCAGUACAGUCGACUGGACUGCUGAGCUUGAUAUCCCUGGUCCACGAUCAUACAGACGAGUCAUGUGGGGCUACCUCCGGCACCAUGCCAGUUCUCUUGCUGGGGUGACCACCUGUGGCCAAGGGAGUCUUCUAGCAGGUCCCGUGGGAAGCAGCAACAUUCCUAUUCAUCCCUGGCCACAGGAUGCAGGCCCAGUGUGACCCUCUUGUGAGUCGCAUGCCUGUCACUGGCACUGCACUAACCCUUUCUCUUUUCCUCAUUUGAGCUAAUUCCAGAUGUGGGGACUGACCAGGCUAGGGGGCCCAGAGACUUUCAGGGCCAGUGAGAGAACAAGCUACGGGACUGAAGCACAAGGGGUAUCUUUUCCUGCAGUGUUUUCUGUGCAGUGAAAAUAACCCCAGUCCGCUAAGGGGCAGGAGGGAAUGGAUUGCCAGAAUUUCCCGAGCUCCUUCUAUCCUGAUGUUGUCAGGAUGUAAAGUCCCAGUCCAAAAGUGGGAGAAAUUUAACCUCAUUUUGGUGAAACAAAUCCUGGGCUUUCCUAAGAGGGGAGCUCAGGUCAGGCUCUUUGUAGUAUAAAAAAGAGGUCAAGCAUUGGGGACGUGGGGACCCCGGACCUUUUCUGUGAAUGUUUGAGAGUUUAACGCGUCUCUGGCCUUGUGCUGGAGUCCCGGGGCUCUCGAACCAGGCCCAGAGCUCUGCGAACUCUUGACAGGUGUGUUGAUCUGCGUCCCCUUCCGGUCAGGACCUUCACUUCCUUGGGAGAGAGAUCAUCUUUGUUGGGGAGACAUCCCUGCAAUGCCCGAGAUGCAGUUUUUAAGUUUCCUUCCUUUGACACUGGGAAGGAGAGUUCUUCGGUGAUUCUUCUCUGCUUUUGGCAGAGGUCAAAAAGAUCUUCAUCGAUCUUCUGAAACAAAAGCCUUGUCUGAAGCCAGUUCCUACUUGGGAAACAGCUAGGCUUAGAAGAGGAGAAUGCUGAGGGUUAAUCCUCGGGGUCCUGCUGUGGCUCUCCCUGCAGACCCGAGGGCAACGGAGGGAGCUCUUCCCUGGCGACCGUACGGGUCACGAUGGGGAAGCGCUGUUCUCUCUGUUUCUAAGAGGCGAGGAGGCAGCCCAAGGUGGACUCUGCCAGGUGCUCUGGAGAUGUGGAUCGAGGUGUGUGCAUCCUCGCUGUCUCGAGCCAUUCCGUUUGCGGUGGGGAGACCUCACACUCCUCUCGCCUUGCAGGGCCGCUGCCCAGCCUAGAGUCCUCAGGUUUGGGGCAACAUUGUACUCAUCUGACUUCUUGUUUGCGAAAUAAGUCAGAUGAGGUACCGGAUGACUCCACUCACGACUCUGGCCAUCCCAUCAUGGAGGAGAUUCCUCCUAGAUGGCCCCCUGGUACCCUGGGGAAGAGUCAGAAAACCCAGAAACAGACAUAAAAAUACUAUCCCGGAGUCCAGGUGUCAGGGACUGACUCAGUCACUCUGGCAUGAUCAGAGCAGGGCCAGGUUUUUGUAUUAUUCAAGACUGGCCGCUUCCCCUGUUUUAACUACUCAGAAAUGGAUCUGCGAUCUGUAACUAAUACUGGUAUGUUAUCUCCUUUAUUCCGCCUCUCCCCACUAUUGAUUUUAGUUAAUUAGUAGGAGUAUUUGUGCUAUUAUUUCACGAGCUAAUUUUUUUAAAGAGUUGAUUCUUCAGGACAUCAUUGGGGCUGUAGACACUGAUCUUUUGAAACCCAUGAGAAAUACUAGGGCCAAGGCUGGUCGACAUGCCUUAGAAGCUGUGAAUGUAAAAAGCGGUGUCUGGUAGUCUUUCUUGCAUGCAAGUCUGUGUAGACCGUGCAUAUGGUGUCUAUACACACUGAAAAGUAAAGCACUUUUCUGAGCUCUGUGAGUUCUUGUGAAUUAUUGAACCCGAGGGAGGUCAUGUGCUAUGGACUAGAUGUUCAUGUUGCCUCAAAACUCACAUGUUGAGCCGUAACUUCCAGUGUGAUGGUAUGGGGUGGGGAGAUUAGGUCAUGAAAGCGGAGCUCUCAUGAAUGGGGUCAGUACCUGUAUAAAAGAGACCACCCCAUAGAGCACCCUUGCCCCUUCUGCCAUGUGGGCACACAGCAAGAAGACGGCUGGCUGUGAACCAGGAAGUGGUUCCUCCCCAGAAAUUGAACCUAUCAGCACUGGCUCUUGGCUGGAUCUUCCAGCCUUCAGAACUGUUGAGACAUAAAUAUGUGUUGAUUUAAGCCACCCAGUUUCUGGUGUUUUUGUUAUAGCAGCCCAGACUAAGAUGCCCUGGGAGUGCAAAACGGAAUAAAGGAAACCGUGUUUAAAAUGGAGUUAGGAGGCCGGAAGGGGGAGCCCUCAGGCUGUACAACUCCUUGCAGCCUUUUGCAGACCCGAUGGGAAGAGUGGACCCUUCCUGUUGCCCACAGGAAGAAGCCUAUGCUACCCAGCAGGAGGAAGGGAGAUUUUUCUCCAACCCUGGCAACAGCCCAGCCAAUGAGACCGUCCCGAGUCAGCCAAUGAAAGGGCCCUACACUUGGAACUCCCAGUUCACACCAAUGGACCUUUUGCUUAUAACAGCUCCUUCCAACUCCCCCACUUUCCUCUCUAAAAGAAUAUUCUUCUCUUUUGUUCUCAGGCCAUGCCUGUAGUUCGUUUUGUGACUUGCAUGUCCCAAAUUGCAAUUCUCUGUUAUUCCUGAGUAAAUCUAUUUUUUGCUGGUAAAUGACUUUUAAUUUUCAAGGUUAGCAUUACCUUCUGGAUUUGCCAGUCAGCCAGAAGUGUCGGUGGCCUGGGGACCCUGAAUUGUGGUUGCUGUCUGAAGCAAAGACAGUCCUGUCCAGGCCGUGUCCUUCAGCCUGUAGAGCCCAGAUGCCAGCCUGUCAGUGGCAGAAUUGCCUCAGUGCACCAGGUGCUGUCAGCAUAGAGGUGGUGGGACUUGCAAGCUUGGAAUAAGCCCUUCCCAACCAGUCUCUCUGAAUGAAACACCCUGUCCUUGAAAGGAGCUUCCCACGUGUCUUCUCUCUGGUGUCCAGCCUCCAGAGUUUAAAGUCUGGUUUUGUUCUCUCACACCCCACCCCUCUUGCAGUUUUUUUCUUCCUGUCCCUGUACCCACAAAUAUACUCAAUAUGUCCGUUACAGACUUGCCUGUCCCUUUAGAGAUGCCACUUCGGCUUCCACGGGACAUGCUUCUGUUCCAGGACAGGACCUCCUGACUCCUUAGUAGUAGAGCAAAGCCGUGAGCACGCGUGUGUGUUUGAGGGCUGGUUCUGAGCUCUCUGUGGUUGCGGGAGUGCCGCAUUCACUGAUUGUGGGCUCUGUCCUGGGUCUUCCCUCUGUUUUCUCACCUCAUUCCAGGUGGUCUCGAAACACCCCUGCAUCUCGAAUGAUGGACGGACCCCAGCCUUUGCUGACCCUGUAGGGGCGGUCUCCCUGCGCUUUACAAGAGUCUCAAUACAUAAACUGUAGGAAGGCUCUAGAAAAACAGGUCUGAGUGAGGGGAUGAGAAGAGACACUGAUAUAAUAAGGAAAGCAAGUUGAAAGGGGUAAUUUGAGUGAAAACGUCUCAUGACUGAUGAUUUCCCUAGCCUAUCUUUUGUGACAAGAUUUUCUGUGCUGACCAGGUGUUUCCUCUCAGAAGUCCAGACACUUGAGGUUUUUCAUGUUUCCCCAUGUGCUCCUGGAUUUUCUCGAUUGAAAACGUGUAGGUGGGGGCACAUCCCCUCCCAGCUGGAUUUUGAAAAGUUCCUGGUUGAAUGUCCACAGGGGGUCCUGCUGGGCGGCCUCCCUCGGGAGUUUGCUGAGGAAACACUGAUGCAUGGGGGCUAGGGUGAGGCGGCAUGCCAUGGUGCUUCUAGGAGGUUCAGCUCCCACGUUUGUAGUUUUGGGGGCAUUUAUUGUGCUUGGUGUUCUGUGAGCCUCCUGGGUCUGUGGUUUAGCAUCUGGCGUUAAUCCUCGGUCAUUAUUCUCUCAAAUAGUUUUGUUCCUUUUUCUUCUGGUAUUCCUAUUGUGUGUAUACCCUUGGAUGCUCUGUUCUAGGGUUUUGUUGGUUUUUUUUUUUCAGUCUGUUCUCUGCUUUUCAGUUUCUUAAAAUUUUUUUUAUUUAAAUUGUUUUUAAUGUUUAUCUUUGAAGGAGAGAGAGACAGAGCGUGAGUGGGGGAGGGGCAGAGAGAGAGGGAGACACAGAAUUUGAAGCAGGCUCCAGGCUCCAAGCUAUCAGCACAGAGCCCAAUGCGGAGCUCAAACCCAUGAAUCAUGAGAUCAUGACCUGAGCCCAAGUCGGACACCCAACCGACUGAGCCACCCAGGCGCCCCUCUGUUACUGGUUUUUAACUUCAUUCCAUUGUGGUCUGAGAAUGUACUUUGCAUUGUUUGAAUUGUUUGAAAUGUAUCAAGUUUUGAUUUAUGAUUCGGAAUAUGAUCUAGCUUGGAAAAUGUUCAUGUGCACUUGAAAAGAUUGUGUAUGUUGCUGUUGUUGAGUGGAGUUAUAAACUGACCAGUUGGUCAAGCUGGUUGACAGUAUUGUUUGAGUCUUUUAUUUAUAUCCUUACUGAUGAUUUAUGUCUUCUUAUAUCAAUUCUUGGGAGAAGGGUGUUAUACAACCUCAUAUAACCUGUCUUUCUUAUAGGCAGCAUACGUUUGAUUCUUGCUUCUUUUUGCAAUCUGACAAUUUCUGUUUUUAAUUGAUACGUUUAGACUGUUUACAGAAUGGGAAAUAAUGCCGUGGUCAUCAUGGAAAAAACUGCCCUGAUUCUGUUUUUUUAUUUUUAAUUUUUUUAAUGCUUAUUUUUUGGGAGAGAGAGAGUGCAAACAGGGGUGAGGGAGGGGCAGAGAGAGAGGGAGACACAGCAUAGAAGCAGGCUCCAGGCUCUGAGCUGUUAGCACAGAGCCUGACGCGGGGCUCGAACCCACGAACAGCAAGAUCAUGACCUGAGCUGGAAUCAAAGAGUCAGAUGCUCAACCGACUGAACCACCCAGGCGCCCCUUCUCUUUUGUAUUUUUAAAAAAAAAUUUUAAUGUUUAUUUACUUUUGAGAGAGACUGCGAGCAGGGAAGGGGCAGAGAGAGACAGAGACGCAGAAUCUGAAGCAGGCUGUAGGCUUCGAGCGGUCAGCACAGAGCCCGAUGCGGGGCUCGAACCCAUGAAGCGGAGAUCAUGACCUGAUCCGAAGUCAGACGCUUACUUGACUGAGCCCCCCAGGCUUCCCUUCUCUUUGGUACUUUUGAUCGUUCUCUUUCCACUGGGCAGGUCCUUCCCCCACCCCCCCCGUGCUGCCCCGUCCUGUGUUCCUUAACAAAGCUACAGUAGUUAGUGAAAACCCCACCGAUGUGUCAAAUCAGGUGUAGCCCAAGGGCGUGCCUCCCCAGGUCAUAGGUCAUCUUCUGUUGCUCUGUUUAGGACACUUGUCCUACAUGUUCCCAGAUAUGCCUCUGGGGUCAUUAGCGGUUCCUUGAGUGGAACUCUGAGACGCGUCCCUCCAUACAACGCUACUGUUGCUCUCGUAGAGGGCUGACUUAUUCAUUCAGUGAAUACUUUUGGAGUUCUUAUUAUAGAUCAGGUAUUGUUUUCAUGCUGGGGAUACAGCAGUGAAAAAAAGCAAAUCCAAAUCCCUGCCUUCCUGGAGUCUACAUUCUAAUGGAACAGACAACACCGAUAAAUGUUAGGGAAAAAGUGCUAUAAAGAAAGUAAGGUAAGGACAUAGUAUGAUAGAUUUAUGUGUGGAUGUGCUGGUCUAGAUAAGGGGUUCAGGGAAGAUCCCACUGAUGGGGUGACAUGAUCAGCAUCCAGAAUGAAGUGAAGUAGAGGGUCAGACCACAUGAAGCUCGUGGAGAAGAGCAAAGGCCCUGUGGCAGGCAUGUGUCUGGUCUCUGGAGAACACUGUGGCAUAGUUUUGGGUUUUAUUCCAAGUGUGAUGUAAUGAGAGGAAGGCCACACUUCCCUGUAAUUCUCUCUCGUUUCCCUCCAGAAAGUAAGCUCCAUGAGGGCAGGAAUUCUGUCUUUUUUGUUCACUGCUAUUUCAUAAACACGCAGAAAAAUGCCCGGGACUUAGUAGACACACAAGAAAUGUUUGUCAAAUAUGUGAAUGAACAUCACAAAUACAAGCUCCAGUGUGCCUAAAAGACCGCUGUUAUGUUUGGGAUCAGCCAGAGGAGUUUAUAACAGAGAAAAAAAGGAAUAUUGAAUAUCUGAUGCUAGACAUGACUAUUUCCAGAGUCCUGAGAAAAAAGAAAAAGCCAAAGUUAAAUCCUUUGCAGGCGUUCCCUUAAGGCUCUCUGGAGCUUAGCCUAUCUUUUCUGUGCUGGGUCCAUCUGAUUUUAGUGGGAAGAGAGAGAGUCCUUUCCUCAACCUGAAACAGAGAAAACCUCCCUACCCCAGUGGGAAACUCAUCAACCCUUCACAGGGAUUGAUUUUGCCCUGGGUUUUACUUCUCUCCAUGUCUCCCUACAAGGCAAUGUAUAGGAGCAUUUUCCCUAGCACCUAGGUAUUUAGUCUGAAUGAUUGUCAGACUUCUGAGGCAUUUGAGUCACCUGGAAGACUAAUUACAACAAAUUCCGGGGCUCCAUCCCCAGAGUUUUGGAUUCAGAAGGUCUAGGGUGGGGCUUGAGACUUUACAUUUCUAGCAGGUUCUCAGGUGUUGCCAAUGCUGCUGAGCUGGGGACUCACUCUGGGAAUCACUUACUGGUCUAGAAGAACACCUCAGGGGGCAUCAGCAAAUACAUCCAUCUGGCCUUUUGUGUGUCAAGUUCGGGCCCCAUUGAGGUCCACCACUGUGAGUGGAAGAGAACUCUGCGGCAUUCUACGUGGUGGGGCCAUCCCUCAUGUACUGAUACCCUCACUUCCCUGGCUUGCAUCACACUUCCCUUCCCCUUUCCUUUCCUGGUUAUUUGUCAUUUCAUCCUCUGCUGAUUCUGCUUGUCCACUCCCUCCCCUAAAGGUGAUUGAUUGUCCAGAGUCCCUGCUAUCCUUACCUCAACAUUCUGCCCUCCAAGAACCCACCUACCAUCACCAUCAUCACCACCAUCAUCGCUGACAUUCAUUUCCACUUACUGGGUUCCCGGUAACAUAUCAGACUUUACAUGAACAUAUUGGUUAGGAUGCUGCUUUUGAUGGCAAUGAACAGAAAACCCAACUUAAACAGAUUGGGAAGAUUUUCAUCUCACAUACCAAGUAGGCCUGAGGCAGGGCCGUUCCAGGGUCGACUGACUCAGUGCCUCAACAUUGCCCUCAAUGGGUCUUUCCUUCUUUCCACACUACCAUUCUUGGCCAGUUGGCCUUGUCUUCAGGCUUGCUUACCUCAUGGUCAGAAAAUGGCUGCAGUGGUUGUAGGCAUUCCACAUGGUCAUGACAUUGUAGACCAUAACGUGUUAUGUUAUUAGAUCUUCUAAGCAACCUUGGGAAGCAGGUUCUACAUUUUUUUUUUUUUUUUUUUUUGUAGAUGAGGAAAACAGGCUCAAGAGAUGAUGUUAGAAUCUGAAAGCAUUAUGCUAUGUAAAAUAAGCCACACGCAAAAGGACAGAUCAUGUACGAUGCUACUUAUCUGAGGUACGUAGCCUAGACACAUUCAUGAAGAUAGAAAGCAGAACCGCGGUUCCCAGGGGCUGGAGGGGGCAGGGAAUAGGGAGUCAGUGUUCCAGUUCCCAGGCUCAGUUGGGGAAGAUGAAAAAGCUCUGGAGAUAGGGGUGAUGGUUGCACAACAUUGUGAAUGUACUUAAUGCCACCGGAUUGUACACUUAAAAAUGGUUAAAAUGAUCAAUUUUAUGUUACGUAUAUUUUACCAUCAGCGUGAGAGAGAGAGAGUCCCAAAAUGGCCACAGCCCUCUUUUCAUUUCCUCAUGCUCUUCCAGAACCUUCCCACACCCUCGCUAAGAGUCCAAGCCUAUUUCUCAUUUUGUUGAAACUCAGCAGUUCACCACCUUGGUGAUAGAAGCAACACUGUGUGACUUCUGAGGCUAGGUCAUAAGAGGAGAUAGGGCUCCUGGGGCGCCUGGGUGGCUCGGUUGGUUAAGCGUCUGACUUCAGCUCAGGUCAUUGUCUCGCAGUUUGUGGUUUUGAGCCCCGCCUCGGGCUCUGUGCUGACAGCUCAGAGCCUGGAGCCUGCUUCGGUGUCUGGGUCUCCCUCUCUCUCUCUCUCUGCCCCUCCCCUACUCAUGCUCUGUUUCUCUCUUUCUCUCUCAAAGAUAAACAAACAUCAGGGCACCUGGGUGGCUCAGUCAGUUAAGUGGCUGACUUCAGCUCAGGUCAUGAUCUCAUGCGUCUUGAGUUCAAGCCCUGCAUCAGGUUCUGUGCUGACAGCUCGGAGCCUGGAGCUUGCUUCGGACUCUGUGUCUCCCUCUCUCUCUCUGCCCCUCCCCUACUCAUGCUCUGUUUCUCUCUCAAAUAAACUAAAAAAAAAAUUUUUUUUUUUUUAAAGAGAUAGGGCUUCUGCCUGGCUCUCCUUUUUGGAACGCUUUUCUGGGAACUCAGACAUCGCAUGUGAGGGAGCCCCAGCCCCAGCUGGAGUCCCGACCCACAGGGUGUACGAAUGAGUGAGGUUUCUGCCAGCUCAGCCCCCAGCAGACACCGGGCGGAGACAUAGACUCAUGUGAGAAAUGCAGAGUCCCGCCCAAGUUGCAGAGUCAGGAGCAAAAUAAAUAUUCUUACUCAAAGCCACUAAGUUUUCAGGUAAUUGGUCACAUGGCCAUGGUGACUGGAACACACACGUAGUGAGUGACAGUCGGAACCUGAACCCUGGAGCUGAAAUGCACUUGGUCACACCUCUGCUUCUCCGCAAAUGACACACAGAUCUGCACCUGUAGUUGCGGCCGGCCCCGAUCAGGUCUACACGAAGGUCCCAGUGUAACUUCACGGUCUGUGCAGCUAUUUAGAACCAAGCUCAUCUUCUGUUGCUCGGAACCAGCUGUCCCUUAUGUGGAGGAACAGCUCAGCCACAGUAUCACGGUGUCCUUGCACAUGUCAUCCACUUAGGCCAAGGCUCGAACCACCCCUUCACUAAAUCUUGGCAGAGUGCCUCGCGAUCCUCGCAGACGUGAGCGGAAGGAGCUGGUGCAAGGCCAUCUUCUGUUUGCCUCCUAUCUCUCCUGGGAAGCUGUCAGGAGAAAGUUUCGCAUUUCUCCGGGGUUCCGGUGAGGCGUGGGUUUCAGACUUUCACACCGCCUCCCCGCGGUCUCGAGCCAGCUCUUCAGCACGGUGUGCUCCAGGACUCACCCUGCAGUCACCUGGCCCCUCUUGCUCUGCUGUGGUGGUUUUCAGUGAGCCGAAAAUCCCAGGGAGCUCGCACCAUUGGCUAAUUCUUUUUGCUGCCUUUAUUUACUUAUUUUUAAGAAAUGUUUACUGGGGUGGCUGGGUGGCUCAGUCGGUUGAGUGUCCGACUUCAGCUCGCGUCAUGACCUCGCGGUUCAUGAGUUCGAGCCCCGCGUCGGGCUCUGUGCUGGGAGCCUGGAGCCUGCUUCCGAUUCUGUGUCUCCCUCUCUCUCUGCCCCUUCCCUGCACACACUCUCUCACUCUUAAAAAUAAAUACACGUUUAAAAAAAUGUUUAUUUUUGAGAGAGGGCACAUGAGUGGGGGAGGGGCCGGGAGAGGGAGACCGAGGAUCGGAAGCAGGCUCUGCGCUGACAGCAGAGAGCCUGAUGCAAGGCUUGAACUCGUGAACUGUGGGAUCAUGACCUGAACCAAAGUUGGAUGCUUAACCGAUUGAGCCACCCAGGCACCCCUCUUUAAGUAAUAAACUGUCUAAAUCGAAAAGCGGCUCCUUGUAACUUCACUGGUUGAAUCAGGCCUUGGCCUUGGCCUUGUAUGUGUGAGUUUGAAACCCUGCACUUCUCCAUUCCUAUCUUUUAUGUAUUCACGGUCAAUAUUUAUUGAGCAAAUCCAUUCUUCCAAGGCUCGAAAUCUUGAGACUACUUAAUCCUUUCCUCGAGGUAUCCUUCAUCCAGAUCUGUCCAUUCUUCGUCUAUAAAUGUUCUCAUUUCUGCUUCUGUUUCCAUGUCUGUUGUCUCCCUCAAGCCCUCGUCCACUCACUCCUAGAUUGUAGUAAGAUCCUUGAACUAGGCUUCCUGUUUCCAGUCCUUCCCCUUAUAAGUCAUCUUUCACGGUACUGCCCGAGUAAUGUUAAAAUGCCAUUUUGUACAUGGCACCCCAAAGUUUACAGGCUUGAAGUCGACAUGCUUUAGCUUCAUGUUCAAGGCUCUACAAUUUUUGCCGUACGUAUCUCCACAUUAAUCUUCUCUUAAUCCUCCACAUUAACUUUUUCUUCUCACCAGCUUGGCCAACACAGUGUUCUUUGAAUAUGCCAGAUGGCAUCUCCUAUGAAGUUCGGGCUAAGUGCCACUUUCUUCCCGAAGCGUUUCUCUACCACUAGCUCUCCUGACCUCGUGUGCCACUGAGUUCUCUGUAGUACUCAGUGGGUCUGUAGAUGAGUCAGAAAAGAAAAUGACUAGAGAUGGCAGAAGAUAACCAGAUAGUACAGGUUUAUUGACAGUGGAUACUAAAUGUUUGAGAUACCCCCGCUGGGCCUGGUGUUCUUGGCUCAGAAGUUAAGUGGAGGGGUGCCUGGGUGGCCCAGUGGGUUGAGCGUCCAACUUUAGCUCAGGUCAUGAUCUCACAGUUUGUGGGUUCGAGCCCCGCAUCGGGCUCUCUGCGGUCAGCACAGGGCCCGCUUCAGAGCCUUUGUCCACCUCUCUCUCUCUC
Molecule: messenger RNA, 13674 nt
Organism: Acinonyx jubatus (cheetah)
Lineage: Eukaryota; Metazoa; Chordata; Mammalia; Carnivora; Felidae
Gene: TRIM25
Product: tripartite motif containing 25
Exons: 10
Coding region: 93-2003 (636 amino acids)
Molecular function (GO): protein binding
Source: RefSeq, a predicted model, not a curated record